This is a messenger RNA of Orussus abietinus, 638 nucleotides long. RefSeq lists its product as uncharacterized. Bases 1 to 528 code for a protein of 175 amino acids. The transcript has 2 exons. NCBI's taxonomy places the organism in Eukaryota, Metazoa, Arthropoda, Insecta, Hymenoptera, Orussidae. The record is from RefSeq and is a predicted model, not a curated record.
AUGAGAUCUACGGGAACCACCACGUCUUCCACCAUGUCGGCGCCACCCUGCUCUUCGGACGAAGUGGCCAUAAGUCCUGGGGACUGCGUCGAGGGCGGCGUCGAGGAGUGGCUGGAGGACGAGGCGUUGGCCGGCUUCAGGGUCUGGCAACUCGCCGCCAUCGUCCUCUCGGUCCUGCUCGCCCUUAUCGUGGCUCUGUGCUGCUGCAUCCGGUUCAGGGUGCCAAGGACCAAGCAGGAGAUCGAGGCCGAUUACAUUCGCAAGAAGAUCACCAGGAGUUUCGGGAAGGAACUGACCAAGAUCGCCAACAACGAGAUGGACGAGAUGGACCUGAGAAGAGCGCUGGACAGGGUGAAGGCGGAGUUCGACGCGGACGUAGAGCUUCUUCGGGACCCUAAGGAACCGGAGCAUGUGACCUUGGAGAACAAACACCACCGUGGAUUCCUCUCGAGGUUCACAGGGAUUCUCCGAGGGAUGCGCGCCAAACUCACAAAGGACGAGACCAAGGAACUGCGCGUUAUCGUUUAAGGUGAUAUGAAAGUAGCGUCAGAAGAAUCAACCAUUUAUGAAACUUCUCCGAACUGAGGGUGCCGAAUAGUUUAAAUGUUUAACCUCGUAAACAUAGAGGCCCCAAAGAA